Glycine soja is the source of this 2344-nucleotide messenger RNA. Its product is annotated as jasmonoyl--L-amino acid synthetase JAR4-like. The record is from RefSeq and is a predicted model, not a curated record. Gene Ontology annotation, molecular function: acid-amino acid ligase activity. NCBI's taxonomy places the organism in Eukaryota, Viridiplantae, Streptophyta, Magnoliopsida, Fabales, Fabaceae. Gene Ontology annotation, cellular component: cytoplasm. The transcript has 5 exons. The coding region runs from base 195 to 1943 and encodes 582 amino acids.
ACCAAAGUGCCAAGUCACACGCACAAACAUUUUCUUUUCUAAUUUUUACCUACUUCCGACUUUGGUUCUCUCUCACUCUCCAACUUGCAUUCAAGUAACAACAACAAACUGAACCUCCCUUCAGAUCGAACACAACUCACUCCUCAAACAAGACCAAGAUUCUCCCCCAGUGGUGCAGUUGAAGGGCCGUGAGGAUGUUAGAGAAAGUGGGGGAGUUUAACAUGGAUAAAGUUAUACAAGAGUUUGAAUUAUUGACACGGGAUGCAGAAAGGGUUCAGAGGGAAACACUGAAGAGGAUUUUGGAGGAUAACGCAUCAGCAGAGUACUUGCAGAGUUUGGGUCUCAAUGGAAGAACUGACCCUGAGAGUUUCAAGGCCUGUGUUCCACUGGUCACCCACAAAGAAUUGGAACCUUAUAUCUACAGAAUUAUUGAUGGUGAUGCUUCUCCUAUUCUCACUGGAAAACCCAUCACAACCAUGUCAUUAAGUUCUGGCACUACCCAGGGGAAGCCAAAAUAUGUACCUUGGAAUGAUGAAUUGUAUGAAACCACAAUGCAGAUAUACCAGACCUCUUUUGUCUUUAGAAACAGGGAGUUUCCUAUAAAAAAUGGGAAGGCUUUAAGCUUUAUAUACGGUAGCAAACAGUUGAAAACAAAGGGGGGUCUGGCGGCUAGAACUGCCACGAGCAACGUGUUCUGUAGUGCUGGUUACAAGUGUGCAAUGAGGGCACUCCAAUCCCAAUGCUGCAGCCCGGAUGAAGUGAUAUUUGGUCCUGAUUUUUUCCAAUCACUGUACUGCCAUCUGUUGUGUGGUCUGAUUUUCCGGGAGGAAGUUCAGUUUGUGUCUUCCACAUUUGCACAUAGCAUUGUCCAUGCUUUUAGAACCUUUGAACAAGUGUGGGAAGAGCUGUGUAACGAUAUCAGAGAAGGGGUUCUCACCAGAAAUGUCACCAUUCCUUCCAUUCGAAUGGCCAUGUCUAAACUGCUCAAACCAAACCCUGAAUUAGCCAACACGAUCCACCAAAAAUGCAGGGGAUUGAGCAACUGGUACGGGUUAAUACCAGAGCUUUUUCCUAAUGCAAAGUAUAUUUAUGGCAUCAUGACUGGGUCGAUGGAGCCUUAUUUGAAAAAAAUGAGGCAUUAUGCUGGGGAGCUGCCUUUGUUGACUGCUGACUACGGAUCUUCUGAGGGAUGGAUAGCAGCUAAUGUGAACCCACAACUUCCUCCUGAGUAUGCCACUUAUGCUGUGCUUCCUCACAUUGGUUACUUUGAAUUCAUUCCUCUCUCAGAGUUUGAGAACACCAAGGGUGAACCUGAUUUCCUCUGUGUUGAUCCUAAGCCCAUGGGCCUGACUGAAGUCAAGGUUGGUGAAGAGUAUGAAAUUGUUAUGACGAAUCCAGCAGGUUUAUACCGGUAUAGAUUAGGGGAUGUGGUGAAGGUUAUGGGAUUCCACAAUUCAACUCCAGAACUCAAGUUUAUUCGAAGGAGCAGUCUUCUGCUCAACAUUAACAUCGACAAGAACACUGAGAAGGAUUUACAAUUAGCCGUGGAAGCUGCAGGGAAGUUGCUAGCAGAGGAGAAACUGGAAGUAGUUGACUUCAGUAGCCAGGUUGAUUUAUCCAAAGAACCAGGGCACUAUGUCAUCUUCUGGGAAAUCAGCGGAGAAGCGAGCCAAGAACUACUCCUCGAAUGCUGUAACUGUUUGGACAAGUCUUUCGUUGAUGCAGGCUACACCAGUUCGCGCAAAGUGAACUGCAUUGGUGCCCUCGAACUACGACUUGUUCGGAGAGGAACAUUCCAGAAGAUUCUUGAUCAUUACCUAGGACUAGGAACCGCUGUUAGUCAAUACAAGACACCAAGAUGUGUUGGUCCUACAAACACCAGAGUUUUGCAAAUCUUGAGUGAAAAUGUUGUGAACAACUAUCUCAGUACCGCUUUCAAUUGAAUAAAAUUUAGGAACAACAAUCUAUUAUAAAGUUCACUUAGUUUUACCACUUUGUGCAGCUUUCUAGCUAGCAUUCUUCUCUUUAUUUAGGCCAUUCUCAACCCUUUCUUCGAGUCAUUGUCCAAGUAUGUUUGGCUUUGCAUGGUUUAUUUAUCACGCAGCAGAUUCCUCUCUCAUCAUAUAUUACGCUCUCUGCAACACCUAUGUCAUGUCGUUAGUACCAAGUAUUGAAAGCUGAAGGCCAUGGUUGUCGGGCGAGAGGGUGAAAUAUCAUGCGAAUCCUUUGGACUCAAGUGUGCAGAACAAUACCAAAUAAACAGAAAAAUAGCUUAAGAUCAUCUUUAAUGAAGCUUGUUUAUAGAGUUCUUAAAUUUAAAUAUAAUUUUUUCCUGUUAGAGCAA